UAUAUAUACAUUGUAAAAGCCAAUUCAUACACUAUAUCUCUCAGUCUUCACCUUUCUUUUCACUCUUUAUUUUGUUCUAUUUAUAUUUCCUCCCAAGCUUAGAAACAACAAAGAAAAAAACAAAAAAAAACGAGAAGAAAAGAGGAUUAGCGAUGAGAGGAAGAGAAGGAGAAGAAGAAGAAUCAGCGUCGAGGAUUCCACUGUUGAAAAGCCCUGACACGGCGGGGGAAGACGGUGGGGGAUUGAAGAGGAAAGUUUGGGUUGAGACAAAGAAGCUAUGGCAAAUCGUUGGUCCUGCAAUAUUCAGUAGAUUAACGACAUAUUCGAUGCUUGUGAUCACUCAAGCUUUCGCUGGUCAUCUCGGAGAUCUCGAACUCGCCGCAAUCUCCAUCGUCAACAACGUCGUCGUCGGUUUCAACUUCGGCCUCUUGCUUGGAAUGGCGAGUGCGUUGGAAACGCUGUGUGGACAAGCGUUUGGAGCGAAGAAGUAUCAUAUGUUGGGAGUUUAUAUGCAGCGUUCUUUUAUUGUUCUCUUCGUUUGCUGUGUCUUUUUAUUACCGAUUUACCUUUUCACGACUCCGGUUCUCAAAUUUCUCGGUCAGCCGAACGAUAUCGCUGAGCUUUCCGGUGUCGUCGCCGUUUGGGUCAUUCCUCUUCAUUUCGCGUUUGCUUUGUCUUUCCCGCUUCAGCGUUUCCUCCAGUGCCAGCUUAAAAACCAAGUGACUGCGUUCGCGGCUGCGGUUGCAUUAGUGGUUCACUUUUUAGUGUGUUGGCUGUUUGUGGACGGGCUUAAGCUAGGAGUGGUCGGGACUAUGGCUACGGUUAAUAUAUCUUGGUGGGUCAACGUUCUUAUUAUGCUAGCUUACUCCGUUUGCGGUGGCUGUCCACUCACUUGGACCGGCUUCUCCUCCGAAGCCUUCACCGGACUUUGGGAAUUUCUCAAACUCUCCGCUUCCUCCGGCGUCAUGCUUUGUUUGGAGAAUUGGUAUUAUCGGAUUUUGAUUAUAAUGACGGGAAAUCUUCAAAAUGCUCGAAUCGCCGUUGACUCUUUGUCUAUAUGCAUGACAAUAAAUGGAUGGGAGAUGAUGAUUCCUCUCGCCUUCUUCGCUGGAACCGGAGUACGUGUGGCAAACGAAUUAGGAGCAGGCAAUGGAAAAGGAGCGCGAUUUGCAACGAUUGUAUCAGUGACACAAUCGUUAAUAAUCGGAUUAUUUUUUUGGGUGAUAAUAAUGCUUUUCCAUAACAAAAUCGCUUGGAUCUUCUCAUCAAGCGAGGCCGUUUUAACGGCCGUUAAUAAACUCUCCAUUCUGUUAGCUUUCACCAUCCUUCUUAACAGUGUUCAACCGGUUCUUUCCGGUGUGGCCGUCGGAUCGGGAUGGCAAUCCUACGUGGCAUAUAUAAACUUGGGAUGUUACUAUUGCAUCGGAGUUCCACUUGGAUUUCUAAUGGGCUGGGUUUUUGAUUUCGGUGUCAUGGGUAUUUGGGCUGGUAUGAUUUUUGGAGGAACUGCAGUUCAGACGACGAUCUUAGGUAUUAUCACGAUGAGAUGUGAUUGGGAAAAAGAGGCGCAAAAGGCAAAUGCACGUGUUAACAAAUGGUCCGGCACAAUAAAAUGAAGAUUUAUUGAAUAAAUUUUGCAGCAUAAUUUUGUGUUUUAAAAAACGUAUUUCUUGGUAUCAAAAUGUGAUACAGUAUACCAAGAACUGGUUCAAAUGUUACAGAGGUUCUUGGUAGUUACUACAAAACAAUACUUUUUUGUAACUCAUUUUCUAAAAAUGUCUAUUGUAUUACUAUCAGGAAAAUAGUCACAUGUUAUGUUAUUAAAGUCUAGAAAAUGCUUUAUUUAGUAAAUCACCUUUUUUAAAUGAGAAGGGGAGCGCUUUUUCUCUCUGAGUCGUCACUUUUCUUUUUACUCCUCUUUUUGUUCUAUUAAUAUUAUUUCCUCCCAAGCUUCAAAACAACAAAACAAAGAAAAAGAAAAGAAAAGAGGGUUAGCGAUGAGAGGGCGAGGAGGAGUAGAAGAAUCAGCGUCGAGGACUCCACUGUUGAGAAGCCCUGACACGGCGGAGGAAGACGGUGGAGGAUUGAAGAGGAAAGUUUGGGUUGAGACAAAGAAGCUAUGGCAAAUCGUUGGUCCUGCAAUAUUCAGUAGAUUAACGACAUAUUCGAUGCUUGUGAUCACUCAAGCUUUCGCUGGUCAUCUCGGAGAUCUCGAACUCGCCGCAAUCUCCAUCGUCAACAACGUCGUCGUCGGUUUCAACUUCGGUCUCUUGCUUGGAAUGGCGAGUGCGUUGGAAACGCUGUGUGGACAAGCGUUUGGAGCGAAGAAGUAUUAUAUGUUGGGAGUUUAUAUGCAGCGUUCUUGGAUUGUUCUCUUCUUUUGUUGUGUCUUUUUAUUACCGACUUACCUUUUCACGACUCCGGUUCUCAAAUUUCUCGGUCAACCGGACGAUAUCGCUGAGCUGUCCGGUGUCGUCUCCGUUUGGGUCAUUCCUCUUCAUUUCGCGUUUGCUUUGGCUUUACCGCUUCAACGUUUCCUCCAGUGCCAGCUUAAAAACCAAGUUACUGCAUUUUCGGCUGCGGUUGCAUUAGUGGUUCACUUUUUAGUGUGUUGGCUGUUUGUGGACGGGCUUAAGCUAGGAGUGGUCGGGACUAUGGCUACGAUUAGUGUCUCUUGGUGGGUCAACGUUCUUAUUUUGCUAGCUUACACCGUUUGUGGUGGCUGUCCACUCACUUGGACGGGCUUCUCCUCCGAAGCCUUCACCGGACUUUGGGAAUUUCUCAAACUCUCCGCUUCCUCUGGCGUCAUGCUUUGUUUGGAAAAUUGGUAUUAUCGGAUUUUGAUUAUUAUGACGGGAAAUCUUCAGAAUGCUCGAAUCGCCGUUGACUCUUUGUCUAUAUGCAUGACAAUUAAUGGAUGGGAGAUGAUGAUUCCUCUCGCUUUCUUCGCCGGAACCGGAGUACGUGUGGCGAACGAAUUAGGAGCAGGCAAUGGAAAAGGAGCGCGAUUUGCAACGAUUGUAUCAGUAACACAAUCGUUAAUUAUCGGAUUAUUUUUUGGGGUGAUAAUAAUGCUUUUUCAUAACCAAAUCGCUUGGAUCUUCUCAUCAAGCGAGGCCGUUUUAACGGCUGUUAAUAAACUCACCAUUCUGUUAGCUUUCACCAUCCUUCUUAACAGUGUUCAACCGGUUCUUUCCGGUGUGGCCGUCGGAUCGGGCUGGCAAUCCUACGUGGCAUAUAUAAACUUGGGAUGUUACUAUUGCAUAGGAGUUCCACUUGGACUCUCAAUGGGCUGGGUUUUUAAUUUCGGUGUCAUGGGAAUUUGGGCUGGUAUGAUUUUUGGAGGAACUGCAGUUCAGACAAUGAUCUUAGGUUUUAUCACGAUGAGAUGUGAUUGGGAAAAAGAGGCUCAAAAGGCAAAUGCGCGUGUUAACAAAUGGUCCGACACGACGAAAUGAUGAUUUAUUGCAUAAUUUAGUGUUUUCAAAUAGGUAUAUCUUGGUAUCAAAAUGUGUUACCAUAACUGGUUCAAAUAUUACAGAAGCUCAUUGUAGUUACUACAAAAUGUCUCUCUUCUUUGUUCUUUCUUUCGAACCUUGUUCAUGUCUUACUCUUUGUCGCUAAUGACCCUGCGAAAAAAGAAUAACAAACCAAGUUUUUAUCAAAAUCUUUAUAAUUUUUUUUUAUUAUGUGUUUUAUUUACAAUCCAGCUUCCAACUAAUAUUAUGUAUUUAUUGUGUUCUGUUUGCAUUUAUAUUUACGUCAGUCCAUCCAGUAUUUGUUUAUAUUAUAAACAAUUGGACAAAAAAAGGGAAAAGAAAAAAAGACAUUAGCGAUGAGAGGAAGAGGAGGAGAAGAAGAGUCGGCGUCGAGGAUUCCACUGUUGCAAAGCCCUGACACGGCGGAGGAAGACGGUGGAGGAUUGAAGAAGAGAGUUUGGGUUGAGACAAAGAAGCUAUGGCAAAUCGUUGGUCCUGCGAUAUUCAGUAGACUAACUACAAAUUCGAUGCUUGUAAUCACUCAAGCAUAUGCUGGUCAUCUCGGAGAUCUUGAACUCGCCGCAAUCUCCAUCGUCAGUAACGUCAUCGCCAGCUUCAACUUCGGCCUCUUGCUUGGAAUGGCAAGUGCGUUGGAAACGCUGUGUGGACAAGCGUUUGGAGCGAAGAAAUAUUAUAUGUUGGGAGUUUAUAUGCAGCGUUCUUGGAUUGUUCUCUUCUGUUGCUGUGUCCUUUUAUUACCGACUUAUCUUUUCACAACUCCGCUUCUCAAAUUUUUUGGUCAACCGGACGAUAUCGCUGAGCUUUGCGGUGUUAUCUCCGUUUGGGCCAUCCCUCUCCAUUUCGCCUUUUGUUUGGCUUUACCGCUUCAACGUUUCCUCCAGUGCCAGCUUAAAAACCAAGUGACUGCGUUUGCGGCCGCGGUUGCAUUAGUGGUUCACAUUUUUGUGUGUUGGUUGUUCGUGGACGGGCUGAAACUUGGAGUCAUCGGUACUAUGGCUACGAUUGGAUUAUCUUGGUGGGUCAGCGUUCUUAUUCUAUUAGCUUACUCCGUUUGUGGUGGCUGCCCACUCACUUGGACCAGCUUCUCCUCCGAAGCCUUCACCGGCCUUUGGGAGUUUCUCAAACUCUCCGCUUCUUCCGGCGUCAUGCUUUGUUUGGAAAAUUGGUAUUAUCAGAUUUUGAUAAUAAUGACUGGAAAUCUUCCCAACCCUCGAACUGCUGUUGACUCUUUGUCCAUAUGCAUGACGGUAAAUGGCUGGGAGAUGAUGAUUCCUCUUGGUUUCUUCGCCGGAACCGGAGUACGUGUGGCGAACGAAUUAGGAGCAGGUAAUGGAAAAGGAGCAAGAUUAGCGACGAUUGUAUCAGUAACACAAUCGUUAAUUGUCGGAUUAUUUUUUUGGGUGAUAAUAAUGCUUUUCCAUAAUCAAAUCGCUCGGAUCUUCACAUCAAGCGACGUCGUUUUAACGGCUGUUAAUAAACUCAUCAUUCUGUUAGCUUUUACCGUUCUUCUCAACAGCGUUCAACCGGUUCUUUCCGGUGUCGCGGUUGGAUCGGGCUGGCAAUCCUACGUGGCAUACAUAAACUUGGGAUGUUACUAUUGCAUCGGAGUUCCACUUGGGUUUCUAAUGGGCUGGGUUUUUGAAUUCGGCGUCAUGGGAAUCUGGGCUGGUAUGAUGUUUGGAGGAACCGCAGUUCAGACGAUGAUUUUAAUUUUUAUCACGAUGAGGUGUGAUUGGGAAAAAGAGGCACGUAGAGCAAAUGCGCGUGUUAACAAGUGGUCCAAUAUAAUAAAAUAAUGUUGUUUUUGAUAAAAAAAAAAAUAUUGUGUGCAAGGUACUCAAUUUAAAUAUAUUUAAUAAUUUUCACCAUACUUAGGUUUUCUUGAAACAUCUCAGUAUAAUUCUUAAAUUUUGCAAGAGCUGAAAAUUUAACAUGGCUGAUGCAGCAGUUGACAUA
Molecule: messenger RNA, 5456 nt
Organism: Thlaspi arvense
Lineage: Eukaryota; Viridiplantae; Streptophyta; Magnoliopsida; Brassicales; Brassicaceae
Source: the annotation of a GenBank genome assembly